Messenger RNA from Rhizophagus irregularis DAOM 181602=DAOM 197198, 1726 nucleotides. RefSeq lists its product as uncharacterized. Lineage: Eukaryota; Fungi; Glomeromycota; Glomeromycetes; Glomerales; Glomeraceae. The record is from RefSeq and is a predicted model, not a curated record. Gene Ontology annotation, molecular function: UDP-glycosyltransferase activity.
AUAUCAAAACAUCGUUAAACAUCAAAAUGGUCAAAAAACCUUUUAUUUUUCUAUUAUUAAUACUCAUCUUGUUGAACCAAGUCUAUGUUGAUGCUACGCUUGAUUACGCUCCUAGGAAUAUUGAUACAGAAUGCUCGCCUAAAAAUAUUUUGGUUGGCUCUUACGUUGGGGGAAGAAGUCAUCUUAAACCGAUACUAGACGUUGCUGCUAUAUUAAUUGAAAGAGGUCACAAUGUAACACUGUUGACAUCAGGAUAUUAUGCGCCAUCAUUAGAAUAUCCAACUGUUAAACAAAUUACGUUGGGUCCCGAAAUAAAUUAUAAAGAGAUAUUGGAUGCAGAGUUUCAUAAAGAAUUUGAUUUUAAUAGGAUGGCAUAUUUUUUUGAAAAAAGCGUAAAAGAUUACAAAGAAACGUAUGAAAAAUAUAAAAGUGUCGCUAAAGAUUAUAAUAUUGACUUAUUUAUUUGUGAUAUGCAUAUAAAUGAAGCUUGCUUAGAUAUUGCUAACACUCUAAAGAAACCUGUUGUUGGAAUGAGUUCGUUUUUUCAAUUUGCUAAUCGCGGAUUACAUAAAUCCGAUCCAAUGUUUCAAUGCAACAUUUCAUUAGAAAAUGAAUCUUUUUUGGAGAGAUUUAAAUGUAUUAUAGUACGCCCUCUUAAAUUAUUUUAUAUGAUACAUCCUAUUAUUAAUCAGUUAAAUAAUUUCAGAGAACAAGUUAAUGUCAAACCUAUAGUUAUGGGACAAUCGCCAAAAGUUUCUUUACAUUUGGUUGACACUUUCUUCGGUUUUGAGUUACCACAAUCUUUACCACCAAAUGUUCAGGAAAUGGGACCAGUAUUGUCGGAAGAAUAUCCAUCACUUACGUCUGAACUCUCUGAUUUUAUGAAUGCACAUGAUCGUGUCUUAUAUGUAGCUUUUGGUACGCGUUUUCACGCAAGCACCGAGAACAACAACAAGCUUUUACAAUCAUUUGUCGAAGCAAUCAAUAAAAAAAUAAUCGAUGGCGUAGUUUGGGCAUUAGUUUUGACACCAGAGGAUAGCUACUCCUCGACAAUAACCCUAACUGAUGGUUCACAUAUUCAAACUUCACCAAUAUUAAAUAACAAGCAUCCACAUAUUCAUAUUGCAAAGUUCGCACCACAAUUCGCUAUACUUAAUCAUACCAAUACAAAAUUGUUUUUUGCCCACGGAGGUGCAGGAAGUUCUCAUGAAUCUCUUUAUACUGGUACUCCUAUGUUAGUAUUGCCUUUUGGUGUUGAUCAAAUGGGUAAUGCUGAUAAAUUAGAAUCAGCUGGUGUUGCAUUAACAUUGAAUAAGUUUAACUUAGAUGUUAGUGAUAUUAUAAACAAGAUAGAUUUUUUAUUAAAAGAUAAGAAUAUAAAGAAAAAUUCAGAGAGAUUGGAAUUUUUAGCUAAAAUUAAUAGCAAGAGAAAGUUUAGAGCUGCCGAUUCAAUUGAAUAUAUUUUACAUAGUAGUAAUCUUAAUGAAGGUGUUGAUGAAGAAUUUUUAAAUGAAUGGUUUCCUGCAGAAUCUAGGAUGGGACUCAUUAAAGGAAAUAAUUAUGACGUUUAUGGAGCUUGGUUAGGUAUCGUUCUUGGACUUAUUGGUGGAAUUCUGUGGGUUAUAUUUAUAUCAAUUAGUUUUAUUUUAAAAAGAAUUAUUCCUUUUUUUAUUCAAAAACUAAAGAAUGAAUAAUUUAUAAAAUCUUAAAUGCUUAUGUUUUUUUA